AUGAAACAUCUAGUAACAGGCAAUCAAUUAACUGCAAGAAGGUCUUCAUCAUCCAUUGCCUUCCUUGUAGUGGUCUUACUCUCUACCAUGAUCAUCAUGUCCACAAAUUUUGUAAUCUUAACAAAUGGUUUCCAAAUGAGCCAGGAUAAAAUCGAUAAGAUUAAUUCCAAUCCGAAUUCAAAAUGGAAAGCCACACGAUAUGAAAAGUUUGAAACACAAGAGUGGAAGGAUUUUGUGAAGAAUCUUCCUCAAAUUGAUGAUUCAUUAGCAAAUUCUCCUUCAUCAUUUACCUCCAGAAUUGGAAAGAGACAUGUGUAUCAUCAAGAAAACAAUGAUGAUAUUCCAUUAACAUUUGAUGUGAGAGAGAAAUGGCCUGGGUGUGUAUUCCCAGCCAACAAUAUUAUGAGUUGCAGCGCAGUUGGCACAUUCACAAUUGUUGAUUCCAUUUCUGAUAGAUUUUGCAUUGCAACUGGUGGAAAAUUCAAGAAACUCCUCUCAUCUCAAUACAUGUUGGAAUGUGACAGAGACAGACAAGGUUGUCAAGGUGCAGUAGAAUCUAAUAUUUUUAGCUAUUUGGAAGGAAAUGGAACAACUACUGAGGAAUGUAUUCCAUAUAGCAGUGGAGGUGGUGAAGUGUUUGAUUCUUGUUCAACCCAAUGUAAAGAUGGAUCUCCAUUGAAAAGAUACAAGAUAAAGAAGGGAAGUGUUGGUUCAUUGGAUAUUAUCACAGACAUGCAAAGGGACAUUAUGAAAUAUGGUUCAAUUACUGCAGGAUUCAAGAUGUAUUUUGGAGUUUAUCAACAUUUGGAUCAAGAUAUUGGAUCUUUUUCAUCCACUAAAAUAAUUGGUUGGGGAGUUGCUGAAGACCAAACUCCAUAUUGGAUUUGUGUAUUUGAGUUUGGAACGGAUUGGGGAAAUAAUGGAAUGUUUUGGAUGUUGAGAGGUGCUGAUGAAUGUGGAAUUGAAAGUAGUGCAUGGAGUGCUCUACCAGAUAUUUCAAAUAUUUAA
Naegleria gruberi is the source of this 1008-nucleotide messenger RNA. RefSeq lists its product as uncharacterized. Gene Ontology annotation, cellular component: lysosome. The transcript has 4 exons. Gene Ontology annotation, molecular function: cysteine-type endopeptidase activity. The record is from RefSeq and is a predicted model, not a curated record. The coding region runs from base 1 to 1008 and encodes 335 amino acids. NCBI's taxonomy places the organism in Eukaryota, Heterolobosea, Eutetramitea, Acrasida, Naegleriidae.